UUUUUCCACUUCUUUUCUUCUUCUUCUUCUCUCCUCCAGCUCCUCCUCCUCUUCCUUGACUUCCUUCGCGAUCCUUUUAUUUCUGUGUCGUCAAGGAAUCCUCAUCUUCCCUUCUUCCCUCUCUCCCUCUCCACUCUACACUCUCUACUAAUCACACCACAUCACCAACCAUGGCGUCGCCCAUUGCCUCGGCGGCCCUCAGGGCCCGCGUCAAGCGCCCUUCCAUGCUCAAGAAGCUCUGCAACCCCGAGGACAUGCUCCAGCACUUCCCCAAUGGCGCCUACAUCGGCUGGUCCGGUUUCACCGGUGUCGGCUACCCCAAGAAGGUCCCUACUAUGCUCGCUGACCACGUCGAGAAGAACGGCCUCCAGGGCCAGCUCAAGUACAGCCUCUUCGUCGGUGCCUCCGCUGGCGCCGAGACCGAGAACCGCUGGGCUGCUCUCGACAUGAUCGCCCGCCGCGCUCCUCACCAGGUCGGCAAGAACAUUGCCAAGGGCAUCAACGAGGGUCGCAUCAACUUCUUCGACAAGCACUUGUCCAUGUUCCCCGUUGACCUUGUCUACGGCUACUACACCAAGGACCGCCAGAACAAGAAUCUCGAUGUCGUCUGCGUUGAAGCUACCGAGAUCAAGGAGGACGGUUCCAUCGUCCUCGGUGCCUCGGUCGGUGCCACCCCCGAGCUCAUCCAGAUGGCCGACAAGGUCAUCAUUGAGGUCAACACGGCCAUCCCCAGCUUCGACGGUCUCCACGAUAUCACCUUCUCCGACCUCCCUCCCAACCGCAAGCCCUACCUCAUCCAGCAGUGCAGGGACCGCAUCGGUACUACUUCGGUCCCCGUCGACCCCGAGAAGGUUGUCGGUAUCAUCGAGUGCACCACCCCCGAUCAGACCCUCCCCAACUCCCCCGCCGACGAAACGGCUACGGCCAUUGCCGGCCACCUGAUUGAGUUCUUCGAGCACGAGGUCGCCCACGGCCGUCUGCCCAAGAACCUUCUCCCCCUGCAGUCCGGUAUCGGCAACAUCGCCAAUGCCGUCAUUGGUGGUCUCGAGACCUCCAACUUCAAGAACCUCAACGUCUGGACUGAGGUUAUCCAGGAUACCUUCCUCGACCUCUUCGACUCCGGCAAGCUUGACUUUGCCACCGCCACCUCGAUCCGCUUCUCGCCCACCGGCUUCGAGCGCUUCUACAAGAACUGGGACAACUACUAUGACAAGCUCCUCCUUCGCUCUCAGUCCGUCUCCAACGCUCCCGAGAUCAUCCGCCGUCUCGGUGUCAUCGGCAUGAACACCCCCGUCGAGGUCGACAUCUACGCCCACGCCAACUCCACCAACGUCAUGGGCUCCCGCAUGCUCAACGGUCUCGGUGGUUCCGCCGAUUUCCUCCGCAACUCCAAGUACUCCAUCAUGCACACCCCCUCCACCCGUCCCUCCAAGACCGACGCCCACGGUGUUUCGUGCAUUGUCCCCAUGUGCACCCACGUCGACCAGACCGAGCACGAUCUCGACGUCAUCGUUACCGAGAACGGUCUCGCCGAUGUCCGCGGCCUCAGCCCCCGCGAGCGUGCCCGCGUCAUCAUUGACAAGUGCGCCCACGACGUCUACAAGCCCAUCCUCAAGGCCUACUUCGAGAAGGCCGAGUUCGAGUGCCUCCGCAAGGGUAUGGGCCACGAGCCCCACCUUCUCUUCAACUCUUUCGACAUGCACAAGGCUCUUGUCGAGGAGGGCUCCAUGGCCAAGGUCAAGUUCUAAAUGCUUGGCUAGAGUCAGAGAGUGGAUUUCUCGAUUGGGCAGAGAUAAUGAGAGAGGAACAAGAGAGGAACAACAGUUGAUCUUUGAAUGAAACAAAGACAAUUGGCUAAACAAACAAACGUGGUAUGGCGGAAAUGCAUUGGUUAGG
Messenger RNA from Neurospora hispaniola, 1896 nucleotides. RefSeq names its product acetyl-CoA deacylase. The transcript has 3 exons. Gene Ontology annotation, biological process: acetate metabolic process. Gene Ontology annotation, cellular component: mitochondrion. Gene Ontology annotation, molecular function: acetate CoA-transferase activity; acetyl-CoA hydrolase activity. The record is from RefSeq and is a predicted model, not a curated record. The coding region runs from base 171 to 1748 and encodes 525 amino acids. NCBI's taxonomy places the organism in Eukaryota, Fungi, Ascomycota, Sordariomycetes, Sordariales, Sordariaceae.